AUGUCAGGUCGCGGAGGACAUUAUCGUGGGAAGAGAAAAAUCACGCGCGGCGGCGGACGCAAAUUUACACCUGCGCGUCGGUUAGCAGCCGCAAAGAACGAAGAGACUGAUAUGUGGGGUGAGGCAAGUAGUUGGUAUAGGGAUAACAAAGAAGAGGAAGAAAGUAAUAGUUCUUCAGAUGAUGGCACGAGUGAUAGCAAUAGUGAGGAAGAACAAGCGAGCGGCAAUAGUAGAAAGCAAGAUAAAGCUUCUAAAUUGGAAUCAGGGUCAAGCUCCGAUAAAGAUGACGAUGGCGACAAAACAAAACAACCCAUAAUUGAAAUUGAAAAUCCAAACAGAGCUAAGAAAGAUAAUCUAAAGGCCUCCGAAAUAUCUACAGAACCACGAGAAUUGACACGUCGGGAAAGGGAGGCAGCUGAGAAAGAAGCUGCGAGGCAACGGUAUUGGAAACUUCAUUCAGAAGGCAAAACAGACCAAGCUAAAGCUGAUUUGGCACGUCUGGCAAUUAUCCGACAGCAACGUGAAGAAGCGGCCAAACAGCGGAAAGCUGAAGCUGAAGCCAAGGCUGCAGAACAAAAAGCUAAAUUAGAAAGAGAAGGUCGAAAGAGUAAAAGGCUAUGA
Messenger RNA from Ambispora leptoticha, 621 nucleotides. The record is from the annotation of a GenBank genome assembly. Lineage: Eukaryota; Fungi; Glomeromycota; Glomeromycetes; Archaeosporales; Ambisporaceae.